AUGCUUGCCAGUUCCGGAUCUUUUCUUUACUCUCAACCCGGACAUGCAGACCUUCAUAGUUCAGUAUGGGAUGCGGCGACGGCUGAAGGAACACAGAACUUCAAUGCAGAUGAGGAUUUCCAUUUCUCAUAUGCCCAGGUUACUCCCAGAGGACAGGACCAGACUGAAGCCGUGGAUGACAUGACCAGCAAGUGGAUCGCUACGGAGCAAGCCCAGGCUCACACGUCGGAACCCAUGCGGCGACUCAGUUCUCGAGGCUCCUCUGGGAGCCACAAGAAUAGAAUUAUCAAAGCCUCCGCGCACAAGAGUCGGCCGAGGCUGCUCUCCCCUGUGUCUCAAGGCUCUCGCAUGUCGAAUUUUGACAUGACAGGUAACCACCAGAUGGACGCAUAUCUUCUCCAGGAUUCGGAUACCCACUCGGUAUCCUCUCAGAUGUUCUACCCCACACUGCCCCUGAGCGUAGGCCUAUCCGCGGACGGACUGCCCUACUCUCCUGUUGGCAUGCUCCCGAGCCUCCCGCAGGGAAUGGCCCAGCAGCAUGUCGAUCCCACGCACAUGCAGCUGAACUUCGACGCCAACUUGACCGGAAACUCGCCCGCUGCUACCACCUGGAGCUCGUUGAGCCCCGUGGAGUCCCGGAUUUCCACUCCCGGUCUGCCUGAAGACGGAUGGUCUGUCCCCAUGAAUGCGUCUCCUACGCACACCAACAACUCGUCACCAAUGAUAGAGGGCAUCUCGCCAAGCCUCGACCGCCAGAUGGGCAUGAUGACUACAGAGGAUCCCAAUGGAGUUCUUCUUACGGAUGACGUCUUCGUCCUCCCCCCUUCUUACACCCGUCGCUCCAGUGGUGAUGGUGAGUCUUCCGCCAGGGAUCACCCGCUAUACAAGAAUGCCUACCCCAAGUCCGACGGGUUGUUUCACUGCCCGUGGGAGGGCCAGAACAGCUGCAACCACAAGCCCGAGAAGCUGAAGUGCAACUAUGACAAAUUUGUGGACUCGCACUUGAAGCCCUACCGGUGCAAGAUCGAGUCGUGCGAGAAUGCUCGGUUUUCUUCUACCGCAUGCCUCCUCCGGCACGAGCGGGAAGCUCAUGCCAUGCACGGCCACGGCGACAAGCCCUACCUCUGCACCUGGGAUGGGUGCGACCGUGCGGUUCCGGGCAAUGGAUUCCCACGCCAGUGGAACCUGAAGGACCAUAUGAGACGCGUCCACAAUGACAGCGGAAAUGUCCUCAAUGUCUCGAGCGGGUCCCCCCCAUCCGGGCAUGGAUCUUCCGCACAGUCGGCCAAGGGCCGGAAGCGGAAGAGCAAGGACUCCAUAGACAGCACCAGCAGCCGCAAACAUGCGGCAAGGCUAUCCCAGGCAGAGGCUGCCAUGAGGGCCGCCGAGCGACCCAUGGUGGAUGAAUGGUACAAGCACCACAAGGCCCUCCAGACGUACCUCCAGGAGUACAGCGUCCCGGACGCAUUUGAUUACUUGCAACAACUCACCGAGGCCAGGGAUCACCUGGCUGCCAUGGGGAAGAUCUCCUCGAAGUUGCUGCAGUCUAACAAAGGGUCCAGCACCCACGACUCGUAUAGGCGGUCGCACGGACAUCACUCUCGCUGA
Molecule: messenger RNA, 1608 nt
Organism: Durotheca rogersii
Lineage: Eukaryota; Fungi; Ascomycota; Sordariomycetes; Xylariales; Xylariaceae
Exons: 3
Coding region: 1-1608 (535 amino acids)
Source: RefSeq, a predicted model, not a curated record